AUGGAGCAGAUCCAGACACAAGCGUCGGAUUUGCGCUACCUGGCGCAAGCUCCCGCCGCACUGAGCGACACGGCAAGCAUAUCCUAUGAUACACCGCGGCCUGGGCCACACACCAGUCCGUCUGGUUCCGCUUCAUACGGAGACAAUUCCGCUGGCAUCGGUGCUUCUGCAUCGGCGUCCAAUGCUAACAAGAAGAAGUCGAUGGACGACGGAGCAGCGCAGAAACAGACGAGGAGUAAGAGGAAUCGGACAGAGUCAACUCGUCUUGUGGCGCCCUCAACCGAUCGCAUCCUGAACGGCGGACCCGGCUCGACUCUUGCGCCCUCUCCCGCACAAAGCUCCACGUCCAUGGCCAGACCAGACUUGUCACACGCCAAAGUAGGGGCUUUCCAGGGUCCUACCAGCAUGGCGUACAGUCUAGAUAUUGCAAACACGACCAUCGCCAACAUGGGAUAUCGUGGUAUCGAUGAGACUUCCGAUCAAGAUCAGCAAGGAAGCGAUGUCACCAUGCAGAUUGCUGCCAGCAAUACUGGUCACGACCCUCUGUUAGAAUUCGACAAGGAUGAGAUGGUUCGGCUGUGUCGACUGCAUGAAGAAGAGGUCGGUAUAAUGUACCCGGUCCUCAACAUCCAGAGCGUCACCGCUCACGCCAAGAACAUCGCACCAUUAUUAGACUCUAUGCGUGGCCAACAACAGCCCACGGAACUCAUCAAUGACGAGCAGACAUUACAACUCAAAAUGGUCAUCUGCUGUGCGCUGGUUACCGAGUCCCAUGGCCACAGCGACAAGGCUGUCCGACUGUAUGAGAGUAUGGAGGGGGUUGUCAACAAAAAGUUGAUGUCUGAUCCUAGUGAUGUGGCCAACUUGCCGCUUCUUUGCCUGCUUGCCGGGUAUAGGUUUCUUUCUUACGACGAGGUUCUGGCAUGGAGAGUCAUUGGGCAGGUUGUACGGCUCUGCCUUGAAGCCGGUAUUCAUCAGAGCAGGGGGUUGAUGAGGAUCCAGGACGACACCGAGAGACGGAAUGCACUCAACAGCUUUUGGUCGGCAUAUGUUCUCGACAGACGAUGGGCAUUUGGCACCGGGCUACCCUAUUCGGUGCAGGACGAUGAAAUUGAUCCCAGGCUACCGCUCCCCGAGGAGUACCCGUUUCUUGUUGCCAUGAUUACCUACUCUCGUCUUGGUGCCAAGGUCUGGCGCCAAGUGUCGCAUUUCGGGCCGACAUUGGCUCGCGAACCACGCCAAGAAGAGAUUGAUAAUCUUGAUCGAGAGAUACUCCAGUGGUAUGAGAGUGUACCCGAUGAAGUCAAGGUGCAAAACUGGGACAAAGAAAAACAAAUAACAUCGACACCCUCGUACAAUCUGCAGCGUCUCAAGAUCUUCACAUAUCUGAGACUUAAUCAGAUUCGCAUCUGGCUAUAUACUCCUAUUCUACACAGCGCCACAAGUAUCAUGCAACACCCGGGUCAAGCACAGCGCGUUGUCGACCUUGCCAAGGACACCAUACAGUAUUUGAACCAUUUGAACAACACCACGAACUUGUACCGACGAUCACAAACCUUUUACCAUCAAUUUCUCGCCUCUGCCAUUUCCGUGGUGUUUCUCGCGUCGGUACAUGCCCCCGUCCGAUUCAGCGCCGUCUGCAGGGAGGAAUUUUAUCUGGCGCUGGACUUGGUCAAGGACCUGUCGGCCAAGAGCUGGGUUUCCAAGCGUCUCUGGCGCACCAUCAAGUCACUCAAGGAUGUGGCACCGCGAUUCGGCCUGAACCCCGAUGACGACGCGCAUUCUAACGCUGCGCUUGGAAUGAUUGGGCUAGCCAGGGGCCAUUUGGAAAGCACGCCCAUGACGCAGUCUCCCUUCCCCAACAUACCUAUUCCGCAGAGCCACCAGGCGCCGGAGCAGCCCGUAGAACAAAACGGCAAGAGGAUUCAAAGUGAGCUGUCGCGAAUAUUCGAGGGCUACGUCGGCCUGAAUGGCUUUCAGUUCGCAGACGAACAAGUUCCCCCACAUAACGACCUUGGCACAUCCGACUCUGUCGGGGGCAUGUUUACGCCUGAUGGAACUGUGUUUCCCCAUUUGAGGGAGAUGUUUUAA
Molecule: messenger RNA, 2091 nt
Organism: Metarhizium acridum CQMa 102
Lineage: Eukaryota; Fungi; Ascomycota; Sordariomycetes; Hypocreales; Clavicipitaceae
Source: RefSeq, a predicted model, not a curated record